Molecule: messenger RNA, 6958 nt
Organism: Durotheca rogersii
Lineage: Eukaryota; Fungi; Ascomycota; Sordariomycetes; Xylariales; Xylariaceae
Product: Mus7/MMS22 family-domain-containing protein
Exons: 6
Coding region: 246-6665 (2139 amino acids)
Biological process (GO): replication fork processing; double-strand break repair via homologous recombination
Cellular component (GO): Cul8-RING ubiquitin ligase complex; nucleus
Source: RefSeq, a predicted model, not a curated record
UAUAUUCACAUAAGGGUGUUAUAUGUCAUAUCCUAUAUUAUGGCUAUCUCGCGCGAGACAGGGACUGCCCUCAACUACUACCCCCACUAUACACCUACCUACCUACCUCAAAUACUAUACGCGUUGAAGUGGCGUUUGACGCGUCUAGCCAGGCACUUGGUUCUUUUCACAAGGACAUCCAUCCAGACCAACUUAACCUUGUCUCCCUCGCCUCCCACGGUAUAGAGAAAUGCUUCACUGUCUCAAUGGCGAGAUGGAAGGAGCUUGGGGAGGUCCCAGAUUCGGAUGAAGACGAAAGUGCCUUCGAUGGCAGUGAAGAAUCCGAACAUGAGUCACCUCGAGCCGACGCCGGUCCACAGGAUGAGUUUCUCGUGGAGAAUUUGCCAAAUAAAAACGAGCCUAUUUGGGAUAUCCCUUCAUCGUCAUCACCAUCAUCAUCACAGGCACCCAGGGAAAGGAUUGAUGCCGAUCCGGGUCACUCCCAGCCAUACGAGCUAUCUGGGGCGCAAUAUGUUCCCCGCCACCUCGAUCCACUGUUGCCUCUAUCGUCACCAGGCGAUGGAACCUACGAUAACCUGAGGGGUCCAAUGCGUGCCACCGAGCGUGUAUUGGAGGGUUUGGAGGGCUCGGAAGCGUCAAGAUCGCCCCCUAUCGAUUCGCAUACGCUUAAACCACCAGUUAAAGCAUCGCCAGAAUCGGUAAACAUACCGGAUGACGACGAGGAGAGUGUGAUUCGAUACGGACGAUCAUUGCGACCACGAAAACCUAUCCAGGAACACCCUUAUUUACUAGAAAGUGCGCAGUACAGCAAAACUCUUAGGUCACAUGGUGUACGACCCUUGAGGCUGCAGGCUGAGGAGGUAGCGGGAAGGAGGCGAGACGAUGAUUCCCAAGAUCAAGAAUACGAAGGGGACAGUCAAUCGACCAUCCAAGGGUUUAUCCAGGAGGAUCUAGGAGAAAGCCAGGGAUCGCGACAUCCUGGCCCGUUUAAAAAUGUCGAUAAGGACGAGCCUAAGUUGAUAGGCAUAAGGCCUCGAUCCCUCCAGCGUGAGAGCAUUCAACAACCUGAAAUCUCAUUAAGAAGCUCACAGGAGGACGAGGAUGAGUUUCCUGACCCAGCCGACAUCAGCAAGUGGGAAUCAAGAAAUAAACCUAUUGUCGUUUCCAAGGGACGGGCCUCGCCUAAAUCUCCCCGGAAACAGAGGACUUCAAAGUUAUACCAGUCCAUUAGUGGGGAGAGAGAGAGGCCGUAUCUAGCAGAUGACAAUAAUAUUUUCGACAUCCCCUCUUCUGCUCCCCGGAACAGCCCAAAUUUGCUCGUUGCUUCACCAUCGACUGCUACCGAAUGUGCCAGAGUUAUCACUGGGUUCAUUCCGAAACCAGGCGAUUUAAUAGCACCACGGGACCAAAGCCCCAUUCCAGCAAAGCACAGCACAAGUAUACUAGAUCUCACUUCCGUAGUAAGCCAAUCCCAAGCUAGUAGCGAGCGGGAUGAUAAUUCUCACGGUGGCUCGGAAAGUGAGACUCGAAUGGUACAGGCAGCGAUGAGGAGAAUACGUGGUGUAUUGCCCGCAUCUUGGCUUCGCCUCGAUCAGCAAAGCACUCCCGUCAAAAACACGAAGGCCAAUUUGCAGGGAAGCCCGGAUCACUCCACAGACCAGACCCAGAGGAAAGGUGUAGCUCAACGUCGGCAGACCUCGGCAAAGCCUGCCACCGACAUCGCCUUAUUUCUUGAUGACUCGGAUAACGACGAAACGACCUUACGACAUAAUGAGGCUUCAGGGGAUAGAGCUAAUGCCGAGCACGAUAUUUCUAUCUUUGAAGAUGAUGUCGGCUCGGUUGUCGAGGACGAUCAUACAGAUAAUAUGCUUUUAAGACAUAAACGAUCUACCGUGGAAUCAGACAUGCUAGAAAGGCCCAGGAAGCAGAGGAAAAGGCAUUAUGCCACACUAGAAGACGAAACUGUCCAACCGAAACGGCAACAGAGAAUCAAACGGCAGUUAAAUAGGUCGAGAGGCACAUGCGCUGAUUUUAGCAGCGAGAGUGAUCGCGGUAAAAGCAACCCUGGUGUAAAGCCUCCCACACAGGAGUGCAGCCGAGCAACCAAGCCCUCACGGCCGCCUCGACUUAGCAUCUUAGAUGUUGUCGAACCAGACGCACCCCCUUUUAUCCGUAUAGCUGCCCGGACAGCUAACAGGAGGUCAGACCGGGGUAGAUCAAGUCCAACAAGGAAGCACAUCGCUUUGGGGACGCGUCAAGAUAACAUUGAUGCGAGCAGCGUGCUGAGGGAUUGGAAAAGGGGGCGCAUCCGACCGAGAACUUAUUCCAGAACCGCGGUAACGUCUCGAUCAUAUUCGUACAGACCUCUCCACCCCCAAACUCACAGUCAUACGGCACAGCCGGCGAUGUCUCUCUCGAAAAUGCCCUUAUAUCAUAUCCCAUCUUCAAGCCGCUUCCUUCAACCCCGUCGAAUGUCUAAACAGACAAGUAUCCGCGAUUUUGUGGAAAUAAAAACGGGAACCAUAACCACACCAACUCGGCCUAUAGACGAUAUCUCUCUUUCCAACCAUGUUCACAAUGUAGCUUCGAGGCCCGCUCAGCUUGAAACGGCUGACGAGAAGGUUGGGCGGCACGCAUUUCAUGCACAGAAAAGGGCUCUUGAUGCCCUAUACCGAAAGUCGCGUCGAUCGCUACAUACCCUCGAGGAGUUACAGCUUGAACAACCUGUGGGUGGCAAUGGUUCUCCCCGGAGCUUUCCCAGGCACAACGAACCGUCUGUGGGCAAUACCGCAAGUCCGAACCCUACUACGUCAACACGUGGGCGGUCAAGAUUUCGGAAGGGCUUCCGGCCUACACACGUGGAUACUGCCGCUCCUCAGUAUACGCACGCUAAUGACCCUCUACCACGCGAAAUACGUCCCAUGAGCCCCGUUGAAUCAACUAAUUCCGCAGAAGCUGGCGUCAAGUUAUCGGGGCUUGGUCCGUUUGGCACGCACUACACCCAACAUUUCGAAAUAUUUCCCUUAGAUCUAGGGGCGUUCCUCCACGAGAGCACACUUCUCGGUAGCGGUCGACUAGUGAAGGCCUUGAACGGGAAGACUGGCGAAAACUUGUAUCACCCACGAGGCCGACAGACAUUCGUUCUUGAUAAAAAAGUAUUACGAUGGGGCCUGUGGGAGGCACAAACCUCAUCAGAGUUGGGUAUUGUAUUCGACUGGAUCGCGGACUACUUGCACUCAGAUUCCCCAGAUCCUCAAAACGGCACAGUUCUAGUUGAGGCUACCGAAUUCGUUCUGAAUUAUUUGCAGAGUUCCAUCAGCUUCUCCGACCAGGAGAGUGAGAGACAUUUCGUGGGACGAUCCUUGGAAAUUUUGCAAAGUUUUGUGCACCGCUUGGAGAGCCUACCACCUCUUCCUCACUACAGAACUCGGCCGCUCAUCGACGUUCUCAGUCGCUGCCUGAUCAUUUUAACACAACUAUUGCACAUCUGCCGUGACCCCGACCAACUAUCGCAAAGACUCCAGGUUGAAGGAGUGCUAAGGAACAUCGCCGAGAGAACCGCCCGCAAGUUGCUUGAGACCGAACUAAUAGAUAUCCGGAGUUUGUACUACGAGCUGCGGCGUAUACCCUUUCGAGAAAGGGGCAUCCGCGACGAACAGCAUUCGAUGAUAUGCUGGGUCGUCCUCAUCCGGGUUCUUGAAGAGGCACGUAUCCCAAAGGCAGGGUUCUGGGAUGUCGUGUCGUCCGUCAUGCUGGAACGCGUCCCCGGUCCAGUUAGCGACGCGCACACACUCGAACAAAUAUGGUACAAUUUUUUUACUUUACUUCCCCUCGGCGAAUUCGACAAUGCCGGCGUUGUUGUUCCUGGUAUCAGGCACACGAGUCCCUUGGAAGGCUGGAUCUUACCGCAGAGAUUACUCAGGUGCAUCUUCCAGUUAUACGAGAGCAAUUCACGUCAAGCCCCAAGUUUCAACGAUUAUUGUCGAGGUAUGAUUAGCCGUUGCCAUUAUCUCGUAGAGCAGUGGGGAUGGCGCAAAUCCAAUGGUGUCAUCGGAACUAUCUUCGACUUCUUUGCCUCUCGUGGCCUUUCAAAUCUACGCAACGAGGAGGUAUAUAGAUCCCCCGAGUUCCUCGAACGCCUCACGGGAUCUCCGUCGCUCGCCAUUCUAUCCGAAGACAGGUGCUUCCAUAUAUUUCUGAAACUCCUGGCGCUAUCUAUCCAACGCUUGACAAGCUACGGCUUGACCAAGGACGUAAAAAAUAUGGUGGCGAGGGUGCUUCCAAAUCAUAACCGUCAAUACAGCAAGGAGGACGACAUCCACGAGACCGAGCUAGCUGCCCUAAGGAACCACCACGACCUUCUCUGUACGCUCUUUUGGGCCGCGCCGCCCGGUCUGCGACCAUCCGUCCAGACGAUCGAGAAGCUGGUGGUGCCCGGCAGUUCUCACAAGGAGGCGUGUUUGAUUAGCUUACGAGCCUGGAGCCAACUAGCCCGGUUCGCGAUCUCGUCCGACGAUGACAUUGUUUCGUACAAACCAUUUGCCGACUGGCAGAAGAAUGUAUUCCAGCAGGUGAUGGAACAGUACUUGUCAGCCGAAUCCGAUGUCCAGCAGCAACUUUCUAGAAUGCCCAAGGCUACUUCGAAAGGCAUUAACCGAGACGUAAUAAAUACCGUGAUCCAAUCGAACAAGAAAGGCGCGAUGGAUAUACUUCGCUUCUCGAUGAAGGGUUUCUUAGACGUCAUUCGCAGUUCUCGGACGCUGGCUGCCGUAUCCUUCGCCGUGAAUCAUUAUCAGCUGGACCAGGUUUUCACGCGCUUCCCGUUCUCUUCAACGAGCUUUGAUUGGAGCAGCCUACGACCCGCCCUAGAUAUUCUCGACUACUACGUCUCGCGGAUCGAAGGGUUCUUGAAGCAGCCUCCCGAGAACCCCGAAUAUUCGUGGCAUGGAGAAGAUGCGAUCAUGCUUAUCGAUCGGAAAAUAGCCCCUCCUUUCUUCUCCAUGCUUAGUGUCAUUGCCGAAAUGAAAUUCAAGGAAGAGGAACUCGGCCCCGUCAGCGGUCGCGCCGUAUGUAUGGAGCAGGCUGUGGUUAUUGCAGGACGCCAGGCAGCGCGCUUGAUUCAUUCACGGCUUUCGCGCGUGUCCCAGUUCUUCUUAGCUGGGAAGUACUCUAUAUUUCCUGGUGCGAAGGAAGCUGCCUCGUCCUUUUCGAGAAGGUACCGCGCUCUCUUCUUAGCUAUGUUAAUAGAGCAUGGCGUGGAUGAUUUCAAGGACCUGGGUAGAACAGUCAUCGACUUGUUGAUGGUAGAGCUCGCUAAGCCUCUCCACUUGUUAGCCUAUGAAAACCAGCUCGCCCUAGCCAUCCAAACCCGUGGUAACCCCCUUUUAAAGGACUCGGUUAUAGGGAACGGCGAUAGUCCUGAUUACAAUUCGAACAAGGGCUUGUUCAGCCAUGUGGUCGCCGUGAUGCGUAGGACUUUACGGUUUGCAGAAACGAGUCGAAGAUCACUGUUGCAGUCGCAGUUCACGAAGGCUCUGAAAAUUACUAUGGAGCAAAUGAAACUUGACCUCAAGUCAAUGCCAUUAGGCUCGCCAGAGCACGCGAGUUACAUCGAAUUCGUCCGGUCAAUCAUCACUAUGAUCAGAUCGCAAGACCUCUGCCCUGUGGACUCCUACUUUUAUCAAAUCAGCCGAGAGUAUUCGCCUUCCAGCCAAGACCCUCGCCUGCAAAUAGCGAGCAUACUCUCAUGGGGCCUCAAACUCGAGGAGGGAGACACAAAGGCGGUUCCUGGGCUUUUCUAUCUCCUGUUCCCCAAUUUUAAACUGGCGCUUGCCAACGGCAAGCUUGUAGAUGAAAAAUCAAUACUGCAGCAAGGGAUGAGCCAUCACCAUGUUCUCUCUUUCAUGCUGGGUAGAAUGCUCCCGGCGAUCAUCAAUACUGCCCUCGGAGCGCCCGAUGCGUGGGUAUUACUAGAUACUUACGUCGGCGCCUUCAGCGCGCAGCUUGCAGCAACCUGUAUUCACAGGGCAAUCGGCAGCGAAGACGCGGAAGGUCUUCUAGUGCUACUACAAUUCACUCUAGUUGGCCUUCAACAACUUCGGGCGCUCAACGCUACCGAAUUCCGUCCCGAGCACCUUUACUCACUUCUCCAGGUCAUGACUCUCCUCAACCUACUAUCGCCGUCUCUGGCAGCUUAUUUAAUCAACGAACCAGCACCCCGGGCAGCAGGGGACAUCGUCCACGUGAUGGAGGCGCUCACAGACUUCGCGCGAGUUGCUGGGAAAUACGUUUCUAGUAUUCUCCACCGGCCCAAGCACUGGAUGGCAUUGGACACAGAGCAAUCUCUGGUGGAUCCAAGUAGCCUCUUUGAAGGCGUUCAGACUUCCGAGAUAGUCAUAUUAUCCGACCCUCGUGAACAUAUCAACAAAUUUGCCAAGCAUAUGGUUCGCGAUAUUGAUGAUAAUUGGGUAUCGGAUAGAUCAACUAUCACCAUAAGAGGCCCAUGCAGAACACAAUAUGGGCAAAGGACGCAGAUCCCGAGGUGGGACGUGAAGAAGCUAUUGCGAAUGCUCUAUGAGCAGCUCCAGGGGUGGAAUUACGUUCAUGAUUCGACGGUCGCGAGGGGAGCUACACUACCAAGUAACGAGUUUUCAUUCUACUGGUAGAAGCUUCCAGCGUGACGGUGGGAUCCCUACAUGGUGUUCCUGCAACCAGCAUUGUGGUAUAAUUGAUUGUUAUAUUACAAUAGCACCAGAGACAUAGAGUAUUCUGAGAAUCCACUUGGCCACCUCUUGAAUAUUAAAAAACUACCUCACACAUGAUAUAGUAGUUGAUAACGUUGCGCUACGCUCUGGGCUUCUUCGUUACGCUUUUGCUAUAUACCGAGGUGAAAAUAUAUUUUAUAUAAAAUAAUCGCUUAUAUAUACGAAUCUUCAACUACAAGGUUAUAUUUUUUAAA